Molecule: messenger RNA, 1152 nt
Organism: Olea europaea var. sylvestris
Lineage: Eukaryota; Viridiplantae; Streptophyta; Magnoliopsida; Lamiales; Oleaceae
Product: transcription factor MYB12-like
Exons: 4
Coding region: 93-662 (189 amino acids)
Source: RefSeq, a predicted model, not a curated record
ACAUGCAUGCAGUAUUUAAAGUCAUGUAAUAGGUCUGGAGUGGUGUGCAUGCUUUCGACUUUUCUAGUCUUUAUUACUACUAUAGGCAGAAAAUGGGAAGAGCCCCCUGUUGUGAAAAAGUGGGUUUGAAGAGGGGAAGAUGGACUGCAGAAGAAGAUCAAAUCCUCACCAAUUACAUUCAAGCUAAUGGCGAAGGCUCUUGGAGGUCUUUACCCAAGAAUGCAGGGUUAUUGAGGUGUGGAAAGAGUUGCAGAUUGCGAUGGAUUAACUACUUGAGAUCCGACUUGAAGAGGGGCAAUAUAUCGACCGAAGAAGAAGAAAUCAUCGUUAAAUUGCAACGCUCGUUGGGUAAUAGGUGGUCUCUGAUCUCAGGACACUUACCAGGUAGAACGGACAAUGAGAUAAAGAACUAUUGGAAUUCUCAUUUAAGCAGAAAAAUUUACAGUUUCCAACGAACAGGCACUGAUAUUACAUCGCCGACGACAGAUAUUUCCAAGUCACAAGGGGCGGCGAACAAGCGGAGAGGUGGUCGAACAAGUCAAUCAGCCAAGAAGAAUAAGAAUAAAAGCAACAUUCCGACAAAAGUUUCAAAAUCCCCGGAGCAAAUGAAAAAAACGACGUCGGAAAUGCUGCAGUGGCAAUGCCAAGUGCACCGAGUUUAGAGAACGAAACCUUAUCGAGUACAAUUCCAUGGCUGGACCUGUCCACUUUAGAACAAGUAAUUGAAACCCUAGAUAUGCCUAGUCCCCAGCCAGGCUCCGGCCAGAAAGUGGAGGCGAAUAAUGAAGGAAUGGAAAUGCUGUGCCUUGAUGACUUUAUGGUGGAUGCAAAUGGGAAUUCGAGUCCGGAUCAUAAGGAAAGAGAAGAAGGAACUAUCACUACCAGAAAGUGCAGUGACAGCGACGGAAUAUUCCUGAUUGAUAGUUUGGGACCAUCGAGUGGAGAGAAUGGAUUUGAAUGGGAUUGGGAAUGGGAGAAUGUCAUUAAUGGUGGAAAUGAGGUAUGCGGACAAGAAGAAAAUACGUAUUCUUGGCUUUGGGAUAAUAAUGAGAGUGGAGACGGAUACUGUGAUAAUGGGGUGGGUUUGAAAUGGACAUGAAUGAGAAUCACAGCGCUAUUAUUACUUGGCUCCUCUCUUGAAAGACUAGAAAA